Pseudozyma hubeiensis SY62 is the source of this 495-nucleotide messenger RNA. RefSeq names its product phenylalanine ammonia-lyase. The transcript has 2 exons. NCBI's taxonomy places the organism in Eukaryota, Fungi, Basidiomycota, Ustilaginomycetes, Ustilaginales, Ustilaginaceae. The record is from RefSeq and is a predicted model, not a curated record. The coding region runs from base 1 to 495 and encodes 164 amino acids.
AUGACGAGCUUUCGGCGAAGUUCAGACAUGGUCGUGUGUGAUGUGUAUGUGGUGUGCGGGGAGAAAGAGUCCGAGAACGAUGCGAUUGACACGGGAAUCAGCGAAUCAGGCUACGGGUUGCAGAUCGAAGAGUGGAAAGGCGAAGGUGCGAGAGGGAUCCUCAGUACCGAUGCAGAUGACACUUUGAACUGCUUCUUCCAAGGUUGGCAAAAGGCAGCAGGCGAUCAGGUGAGUGCAGUCUGGUCGUCGAUAGCGAGGAUGCACCGACAAUCGAGAUGCGUGAACUGCGCUGAGAUCGGUGAUCGAACGGCGAAUCGAGACGUCGAAGAGCAGUGUAGGCAGACGGUGCUGACAGUGACGACGAGGAGAAGACGUGCAAAGCGGGUGAUCAAGGAUGGACGUUGGGUGUUGAUGAUGGUCGAGGGAAAGUUGAAAGACCGAGCGCUGAAAUUGCUGCGGUUCCGUCGUCGUUACCGCUGCGCGCUGUCUGACUGA